This is a messenger RNA of Cavenderia fasciculata, 6555 nucleotides long. RefSeq lists its product as uncharacterized. The transcript is spliced from 10 exons. The coding region runs from base 1 to 6555 and encodes 2184 amino acids. Gene Ontology annotation, cellular component: cytoplasm. Gene Ontology annotation, molecular function: protein binding; IMP dehydrogenase activity. NCBI's taxonomy places the organism in Eukaryota, Evosea, Eumycetozoa, Acytosteliales, Cavenderiaceae. Gene Ontology annotation, biological process: GTP biosynthetic process. The record is from RefSeq and is a predicted model, not a curated record.
AUGAUCGAAUCGUUCCGGCUAUCUGCAGCAGCAAAGAAGAUGAACGGUUUAGAAAAAAUUAAACAAAUGCCAGGUGGAAAGUUGUAUGAUGAGUCAAUGUUUGUAGAUGGAUUGGAUGCAUUUGAGCUGUUCUCCAAGCAACAUGGUUACACAUACGAUGAUUUGAUCAUGUUGCCAGGACACAUUAGUUUUGGUGCCGAUGACGUCGGACUCAAGUCGCGUCUCACCAAAAACAUCGCACUCAACAUCCCACUCGUGUCGUCGCCAAUGGACACAGUCACCGAGCACACCAUGGCCAUCAACAUGGCAUUGCUCGGUGGUAUGGGUAUCAUCCACUACAACAACACGAUCGAAGAGCAAGUCACCGAGGUCAAGCGUGUCAAACGUUUCAAGAAUGGCUUCAUCACCGAUCCCAUCGUCCUGUCACCCAAACACAAACUGUCCGACGUAGACAAUAUCAAGGCCAAGUUUGGGUUCUCGGGUAUUCCUAUUACCGAGGAAGGUCGUAUUGGAUCCAAGCUCGUCGGUAUCGUCACAUCGCGUGACACUGAUUUUAUCAAGGAUCGUUCGACCGCGUUGGCUGAUAUCAUGACCACCGAUCUCGUGACCGCACCCGCCAAUUGCACUUUGGAGGAAGCCAAUACCAUCAUGAAGACAUGCAAGAAGGGUAAGCUGCCCAUUGUCAAUGACAGGGGUGAGUUGGUUGCUUUGGCAUCGCGUGACGAUCUCCUCAAGAAUCGUGAUUUCCCUCAAGCCACCAAAGACUCUGAGAACAAGCGUCUCCUCGUCGGUGCAGCCUUGGGUACCCGUGAACAGGACAAGUUGCGUCUAGCUGCCUUGAACGAGGUCGGUGUCGACGUUGUCAUCCUCGACUCGUCGCAAGGUGACAGCACAUACCAACGCGACAUGAUCCACUGGAUCAAGCGUACCUACCCACGUAUCGACGUCAUCGGUGGCAACGUCGUCACCUGCAAGCAGAGUGAGUCACUUAUCGCAGCCGGUGUCGAUGGUCUCCGUGUCGGUAUGGGUGUCGGCUCGAUCUGCACCACGCAAGAGGUUAUGGCAUGCGGUCGUCCCCAAGCUACCGCUGUCUUUAAAACCGGUCUCUACGCAUCGCAGUACGGCGUACCCAUCAUUGCCGACGGCGGUAUCCGAUCGAUUGGCCAUAUCAUCAAGGCACUCUCACUCGGUGCAUCGGCUGUUAUGAUGGGCUCGAUGCUCGCCGGUACCGAAGAAGCACCCGGAGAAUACUUUUACAAGGACGGUAUGCGUCUCAAGAAAUACCGUGGUAUGGGUUCCCUUGAAGCCAUGCAAAAGGGUGGUGACCAACGUUACUUUAGCGAGGGUGACAAGAUCAAGGUUGCCCAAGGUGUCAGCGGCAGUGUCGUCGACAAGGGCACUAUCCGCAAGUUUGUACCCUAUCUCGUACAAGGUAUCAAGCACGGUCUCCAAGAUAUCGGUUCACCAAGUGUCAAACAACUUCGUGAAGAUGUAUACAACGGCAAGGUUAGAUUUGAAAUUAGAACUGCUGCCGCUCAAGUUGAAGGAAGUGUACAUUCCCUUUUCUCUUAUGAAAAACAUUUUAUUUGUAUUUCUAAAAUGUCAGAGAACAUUUGGUAUUAUCUAAAGACCGAAUGCUAUGUACAAUCUGAACAAAAGGAUCUAAAACCUCCUCUAUCCAUCUUUGCUGGUGACUUGGAGGAAGUAGGUGGCCACCCUAACGAUCGUCCAAUUAUACAAUCAUCGUACUUUAAUUCAUCAGAGUAUAGUCUGUACAGUAAUGGUGGUGGUAGUAGUCAAUCAACUGACACUACCUAUUCAACCUAUGGUGUAAAGAUUGAUAGUAUCUAUGGUAGUGACAACCACCAACAGCAGCAGCAGCAGUCUUCUGCAACCACUACUCUGAGUCCAAAUACUAAUAGCUAUGAAAAUGCAUCAACAUCUAAUUCAAGUGUAUACUCUGCCUACAUGAAUGAUAGUACUGGAGAGUUAAAUAGUGGUUUAUCAGCAAGUAAUGCUUCUACAACUGAUUUCUCAUCAUAUAGUUAUGAGAAUGCAAACAACAACAAAUCACCACCAUCUGCAAAGACAAUGACAAUGACACCAUCUUCGAAUAAUGUCCGUGUCAGUUCUUAUUCAUCAGAGUAUGAGUUAAGUAGAAAUGUGGCAUUGUCUGGAAGUGGAGGAGGAGGAGGAGGAUCUAUAUAUGGUAGUGCCUAUUCUUCCUAUCAAGACCUUGGUUCUUCUUCAGGUGGAUUAGAUGAAUCAAUGAGAUCAAUCUCUGCAGAUAUUCAAGAGAAACAAACCAACAACAAAACAACAUUACCAUGGAAUGAAUCUUUCCAGGAGCUUUUAGAUAAACCUGUCAAUUCAUUGGACGAAGAAAAGAAUAGAAAUACCUCUAUUUCAUUAUUCUCUACGCAUCUUGCAAACACAGCCAUGAAAUACUGUAAAUCACUUGUUCAAGAAGUUCACAUGCAUCCUGACCAUAAAUCAAUCAAACCCAUGGAUGUUGGUGGUUUCGCUGGAGGAGAAAAGUAUAAAAUUGAUAAUAUGUUUAUUAAAUUUGCUCUUAAUCCACAUUCAAUUUAUGAAAAAGGUAAUCCAGUAUCCUAUUUUGCAAAUAAAGCAGCUGGUCAUGAAUUAAAAUCAAUUAAUGCAUUAGUUGGAUGUGGAAUACCAAAUUUACAUUUUCCAUUAAUGUGUUUAUUAAAUUAUCGUGGCUAUCGUUUGAUUGUCAUUUCAGAACUACCCAUUUCAUCUACUACCAUGGUAUUUGGUAGUGCCAAUGCUGGUGUAACCAUUCAUGAAAAUGAUACUGUUAGAAUGAUGAUGGUAAAGAUUGGUGAGAUACUAAAUCUCAAAGAGCAUUUGGUUGAAGAGAAUCUUAGUUCACCAACACGAACGGGAAAGAUGUAUAGCAUCCCAUUGGCUAUCGAUAUUGAGGGCCAUUUUGGAUACGAUGGUCGGUACUAUUUAGUUGAUAGUGCUAGGCUUUUCCCACCCGAGACACCCAUUCCAGGUCUCACUGGUGGGCAUUUAUACCGUCUCUUUAGAGCAGAGUUUGUCAAGCGAUACGAAACACAACUUUGUGCAGACUCUUUUGUCAACUUUAAUGUGGUUGAUCAGGCACCAUUCAACGAAGAGGUUACAAAGGCAAACAACUACCUCAUUCAAGAAUAUAUCCCACGAUUUGUCAAAGAUAGAUUCAUUUCUACCCUAGAGGUCCAUUCAAAAGACCUGAAAGAACAUUUACAUAGAGAAGGUAUUAAUCUCAGAUACUUGGGUCUCUUGUUACAUCAUGUGAUUGAAGUUUCACAAACCAGCGACUCGUCGUCUCAAAACAACAAGAACAACAACAAGUUGAUAAAGAUCCUAGUCAUCGAAAUGUUGUCACGUGUUAUGCGAUUUAUAGUGUAUACAGAGAUGCGUCAAGUCAACUCACCUCAAGAUGAAGCUCAUCUUCAAAUUGCAGUCGAUCAUUUAAACAAACUGUUUGCUUCAAAUAAUGGACAAGAAUCGUCGUAUUGGUCACGUUUCCUUUGUAAUGCAUUGAUCGCAAAGUAUGCAUACACAUGUUCAACCAUUUCAAGUGUUGAAAAGUUGGUUCAAGCAUUAUUUAAAAAGAGUAAUGGUUUAUCAAUUUAUUUUAACGACUUGAAUGACAAGAGCAACAACAACUCCAUGCCAUACAAACUAUUGAAAAAGUUUUCACAAUUGACAGGUCUAACAAUCGAUGGUUCAGUUUUGGAAUCAUUUAAAUCUACUUUACCUCUUCCAAUAUUAAAAGUUUCUGAUAUUAAAGAGAUUCAAGUUAUUGUAAAACAUAUGAAAGUAUCAUCAUCAUUUAAAACAUUUGAAAAUUUUGCAGAUGCUGAAGCAUACUAUAUCAAAGAAUUGGAAUUUAAAACAACAAAAUUGGGUAAAGAUCAUGUUCAAGUUGCUUUGACUCAUAUCCAUGUUGCCGAACUUUAUGAGACCUAUUCUAAUUUAAUUAAGGCCCAAGACCACUACAAGGUUGCUAUCUCUGUGUACAUUAAUAGAUUUGGAGAAGACGAUGUUGGAACAGCAAACUUUAAGGAAAAAUUGGCCCUUUGUCUCAUUAAAAGUAAAUCUUAUUCUGAAUCUACAAAAUUAUUAGAACAUAUAGAGGUAGCAGAUACAUAUGAUAAUUUAGCAUGGUCAUUACAAUCUCAAGGAAAAUUUGAAGAAUCAAAGAGUCAUUACAACAAAGCAUUACAGAUUAAAUCGAGUAAAGGUGGUAAUUCUCUAACCAUUGCAAGAACUCUAAACAAUCUUGCUCAUUUGUAUUUAACCUAUGGACAUUUGGACAAGAGUUUAGAAAUUUUCCACAAGGUUUUGGAUAUAUUUAAAAAGCAGUAUGGUAUGGAUGGACAAGAUGUAGCAGUUACCCUUGACAAUGUUGGAUUGGUCUAUUCAAGAAAAAAGAAUUAUACAAUGGCUGAAAAGUACUUUAAUGAUACUCUUCAAAUUAGAAUCAAACAAUUUGGUGAAAACAGUCGUUAUGUAUCAUUGGUUCAAGAUCAUCUAGCCCAACUCUACACUCAAUGGGGUCGUUCCAAACAUGUUUUGGCAAAACAAUUAUUUGAAUCUAGUAUUUCAAUUGCCGAUCAAUUCCCAGAUUUUUAUCUAAGAGUAUUUUUAAGAUAUAAUUUUAGUAAAUUAUAUAAAAAAAAAGGAGAUAAAACAAAUGAAGGAAUUUAUUUAAAGAUGGCAUUGGAAAUGAUUGAGAGUAAUAAUAUUACAACAGAUUUGACAGAAAAGAUUCGUUCAAGACUGAAUAGUCUUAAAAAGACUGGUUUCUCGAGAUUCAAGGAUUGGUUUGCUCCCCCCAAAUCAAAAGACACCAACAAAAACAAUAUACAAGUUUCUCAACUUGUAGGUGGACGUAUGGACAUGCCUACAACCAAUCAAGUAUCAACCCUUGUUGAAAUCCCACCUGAAUGGGAAAGUAUUCUUCACGAAGUAGGUCUGUCCGCUGAGGAGGCUUUGAACGACCCAACCUACAACCAAAUGAUCCGUGACUUUAUCAAUGAACAAUUUAUGGUUGAAAAUGUUAGUCAAAAGGAAAAGGCAAUCGCUUCACCACGAACAUUAAAAUCAAAUGUUUCUUUUGGAGCUGAUUUUAAAAGAGAUGGAGUUGCAACGCAAUCAUUCACAAACCUCGAUUCUCUAACUUCCAUCAUGUCAUCAAAGAAUAGUCUAGUUGAGGAACCCACACAAUCCUCUCGUCCAACAGACAACAUGGUCUUUAGAAGUAAUGAAAUGGAUGAAGACGAGGAGGAUAAAUUAUAUGAAAUCUUCCAUCAAGAAUUAAAACAAGAGUUGGAAAUAAUCAAAGAAGACAUGGGAAAAGAAAUCACCUCUUUUUUAAAGUCUGACGGUUUAUCGUCGAUGAUGCAAGAGGAAAGAUUUGCUCUUUCCUUGGACGACAAUAUUGAAAGUGAAGAGUUGGAUCUAAAGAAAAUGAAACAGAAAAAACCACUAAAAAAGAGCAAGGACAAACCAAUGAAAAAGCAACAAGAAGAAGAAAAGAAGAAGAAGCCAAUGGCACCUGCACCUGCCCCUGUUGUUGCCUCACCAAAAGGAGCUCCACCACCUCCACCACCAGGAGGACGAGGUGAACCACCACCACCUCCAGCAGUUGGGGGAGGAGGAGGAGGAAGAGGCGGUGAUGAUCUUAGAAAAAGAGAAAGAAAAAGUUCUCCACCUCCUAGUCCACCAUCCAAUCUUUUCGUAUCAUCCUCAACAACCCUAUCACCAUCCUCAUCCUCAUCGUCAACAUCGUCAUCAUCGGUUGUUAGAAGCUUUGCUUCUGCUCCACUACGUCUAUCAGCAGCGCCACCACCACCCUCAGCAGCGGCUGGUGAUCAGCAAUCAAUGCCACCACCCGCACCACAAGCAUUAUUCCAGCCACCACCCCCUGCAGCAGCAGCAUCAUUCGAAUCACCACCAGCUCCACCACCAGUACUACUUUUCGCCCCACCUGCACCAAUUACCAGAGCUCCAACGCCACCAUUUGAAGAAGAACAGAAAGGUGCCCCUCCCCCAGCACCAGCUCAAUCCUUGUCAUUUGGUGGACUACCACGUCCCUCUGUUUUCGCACCAGCCCCCAAACCCAUUUCUGCGCCAAGUAAACAAGAUCAAGCUGCAUUAUCUAAAUCUCGUCCAACCCCAGCAGGAGCUCCUGCUCCCCGUCCAUCUACGACUCAACAAUCUGCUCCAUCCACUCGGCCAACUAUUCAACCAACUAUUCAACCAACCGUUCAAACAACUGUUCAGCCAACCGUUCAACCAACUGUUCAACCAAUUAUUCAACCAACUGUCCAACCAAUCUUUAAUGAAACCAAACCAUCAAGAGAAGGAAUGGAAAGAAUGGUGGAACUUUUCGACGACGACGACGAAAAUACACAACAACCACAGCAACAAGAACAACCGACUGUCAAUUGGCCAUCAUUGCAAACUCAACAAAUGGACAAGAACAGAAUUGUAGAAAUGCUAAGAGAAAGAAUGAAACAACAAAAAGGGAAAUAA